Monascus purpureus is the source of this 1111-nucleotide messenger RNA. NCBI's taxonomy places the organism in Eukaryota, Fungi, Ascomycota, Eurotiomycetes, Eurotiales, Aspergillaceae. The record is from the annotation of a GenBank genome assembly.
AGAUAUCUGUUUUCGAUUGGCCUAUACGCUUCCAAAAUGCCCGAACAAAAGGGCAGUUCUGCACUCUCCACGAAGAUAGACAAGAAACGCAAGAGACACGCCGAAGACUCUUCACACCAAAAGACUACACCCGAGAAGACGCCCAGCAACGGCUAUAACAAUAAUCCCGAGGGGCCGAGCAAGAAGAAGCGGAAGAAGACCAAGAAUAAGACCGAGAAGCUUUCGCAAAAGCAGGAUGUCGAGGACCUGGAACGCAAAGGGGGAAUUGACGAGUCUAUCGGGGAGAUGGAUGGGCGGUUGUUGGCCGAUCACUUUGCGCAGAAGGCUAGGAAACUCAACAAGGAGUUGACUGCGGUGGAAUUGGAGGAUAUCUAUGUCCAAGAAUCGACAUUCCUUGAUACAACCUCUUUUACAUCGUCGAGGUCUCUGGAUAAGUUACCUGAUUUUUUAAAUACUUUCAAACCUAAAGGGUGCGAUUUGUCAAAGUCCGCAGAAGAAAAAGGAAGUCCACACACUCUUGUCAUAUCUCCUGCCGCGCUUCGAGCUGCGGACAUAGUAAGAGCACUUCGAAAAUUUCAAACGAAAGAAUCCAUCAUUGGGAAGUUAUUCGCAAAGCACAUCAAGCUAGAAGAAGCCAAACAGUUUCUUCAAAGAGCACGGCACGUAUAUCCAAACUUCAAUUUGAGCUGAACGUUUGAUAUUCUUCUAACAUUCUAUAUAGGGUUAACAUCGGCAUCGGCACGCCUUCGAGGAUUUCAGACUUGAUUACAUCCGGGACACUUAAACUAGAUGAACUUGAACGCAUUGUCAUCGAUGGAUCAUAUAUCGAUCAAAAACAACGUGGCAUAUUCGAUAUGAAAGAGACGCAUUUCCCUCUAUUACAGCUGCUUACUCGCCCGGAGCUUCGUGAACGCUACGGGGCCAAGCAGAAGCAAGCACGGAUCCUGGUAUUUUGAUACCACAUUUUAAUGUGGGGACGCAGUUUCAUUUAAUUACCAUAUCGCUAUGAAUCUCUAAAAGUUGAUGUAUCCCUAGUAAAACUUGGUAAAAACGUAGCCCUAAAUUCCGCCCUUCUCACCGCCAAAUACAAAGGGCAGAAUCACUAGAUCCG